UUAUAUAAUGAGCUAGUAACCUCGUCACAUAGAAAAACCAGUUCACCAUGCUUGCAAACAAGAGCAGCUCUCCAGCCGGCCAGAAUGCCGUCAGCGAGGUCACCAUUGACCUCCCUCUCAAGAUACUCGUAUACAAGAACGGCCGAAUCGAGGGGGUCCUGCGCAGUCCCUUUGUGCCAGCGUCCGAGGACCCUGGCAUCACCGGGGUCGCGACGAGGGACGCCGUCGUCGACCGAGAGACCGGCGUGGCGGCGCGCCUGUUUCUACCCACCCGUGCCGUCAUAACGGGCCGGAGGCUUUCCCUCGUCGUGUUCUUCCAUGGCGGUUCCUUGAUUGCGGCGGCGGAGAGCGCGUUCUGCCAGACGUACCACCGUUACGCCACCUCCCUCGCCGCGCGCGCCGGGGCAAUCGUCGUGUCCGUGGAGUACCGUCUCCCAUCCGAGCAUCCCACAACCGCGGCCCACGACGACGCCUGGAACGCGCUCCGGUGGGCGGCGUCCCUCGCUGACCCCUGGCUCUUGUACCACGCCGACCGCCGCUGCACUUUCCUCGCCGGCGACGGCGCCGGCGGCGACAUCGCAUACCGCACGGCCGUACGCGCCAGCCGGGCUGGUGAUGACAUUGACGUCGAGGGGCUGCUCCUCAUGGAUCCGUACUUCUGGGAACCCGGGUGGCUGCCACAUGAAAAGGCCGGCCAUGGUGGGUUUCUCACGCCGGCCGAGAUCGCGCAACUACCAUGCCGGCGGGCGCUGGUAGCCGUGGCCGAGAAGGGCGCUGGCGUGCGGGAACGCGGGCGCAGGUUGGCGGCACGCAUGCGCGGCUGCUGGUGGGGCGGCGAGGUGACUAUCGUGGAAUUACACGGUGAGGACCACGGCUUCCACCUGUACGGGCCGGCGAGUGCUGGCACCGAGAGACUCAUGGAGAGCAUAGUGGAAUUCGUUAAUAAGGAGCGUGACCAGAGUUCAAUGCUGCGUGAUAAAAAGGAGGUACCGAGUGGCGUGUUGGAUGGUGCUGAGGUUGCACCAAGCUUGUCUAAUGGGUCACGUAUGAAGGCCGUGCCAGUAGAUGUUCCAAGGAGAACUAUGACUAAGAGCUGCCUGUAAUGGCAUAGAACAUUUGAAAGGAGCGAAAUCGCCGUAUCCUUCAACAAAAACUGUUAUUGCCGGCUAUGGAGAUUGCCUCGUGAAUAAAAGAAGACAUUACGCAAAGAAGGCGUGCCA
This is a messenger RNA of Setaria italica (foxtail millet), 1220 nucleotides long. RefSeq names its product probable carboxylesterase 12. The record is from RefSeq and is a predicted model, not a curated record. Gene Ontology annotation, molecular function: hydrolase activity. The coding region runs from base 48 to 1103 and encodes 351 amino acids. Lineage: Eukaryota; Viridiplantae; Streptophyta; Magnoliopsida; Poales; Poaceae. The transcript has a single exon.